This is a messenger RNA of Fulvia fulva, 1152 nucleotides long. Its product is annotated as D-galactonate dehydratase. The coding region runs from base 1 to 1152 and encodes 383 amino acids. The transcript has 3 exons. Gene Ontology annotation, biological process: amino acid catabolic process; D-galactonate catabolic process. The record is from RefSeq and is a predicted model, not a curated record. NCBI's taxonomy places the organism in Eukaryota, Fungi, Ascomycota, Dothideomycetes, Mycosphaerellales, Mycosphaerellaceae. Gene Ontology annotation, molecular function: galactonate dehydratase activity.
AUGGUCAAGAUUGCCAAGAUCGAGCACUUCCGUGUAAAGCCUAGAUGGCUGUUCGUCAAGCUCACAGACGAGGAGGGCAAAGUCGGCUGGGGCGAGGGCACGCUUGAAGGACAUGAUCUAGCUGUGGAAGGAGCGUUGAAUGAGAUUAUUGUUCGACUCAUUGGGCUGGAGGCAAACAAUAUUGAGCAUAUAUGGCAGCUGGUCUGGCGGCUUGGCUUCUACCGAGGAGGGCCUGUCUUCAUGUCAGCGCUGUCAGGUAUUGAUAUUGCUCUUUGGGACCUGAAAGCUCGACGACUCAAUGUGCCACUGUACGAACUCCUUGGUGGCCUGGUCCGGCAGAGAUGUCAGGUGUACUGCUGGAUAGGUGGAGAUAGACCAGCUGAUGUCGAGGCUGCUGCGAAGAAGAGGAAAGAGCAAGGAUUGACUUGUGUGAAGAUGAACGCUACAGAAGAUGUCAACUGGUUGGACAUGCCAUCCGUCCUUGACUCGACAGUAGAGCGAUUGCAAGCAGUCAAAGCACUAGGUCUCAAUGCUGGUCUCGACUUCCACGGGCGCCUGCACAAGCCAAUGGCAAAACAGCUUGCCAAAGCGUUGGAACCACAUCGACCGCUGUUCAUCGAAGAGCCCAUCCUUGUUGAGCAUCCCGAGGCAUUGAAGCAACUCGCCAACAUGACCUCAAUACCGAUCGCGCUUGGCGAAAGGUUGUACCAUCGGUGGGAUGCUAAGAGAUUUUUAGAAGAAGGUCUCAUCGACAUCCUCCAGCCGGACAUCGCGCAUGCGGGAGGUAUCUCAGAGACCAGACGUCUUGCCAACAUGGCGGAAGCCUAUGAUGUGGCCAUCGCACCACAUUGUCCGCUUGGUCCAAUCGCGUUCGCAGCGUCGCUACAUGUCGGGCUGUCGACGUCCAACUUUGUGGUUCUCGAGAUGUCGCUGGGGAUGCAUUACAACACAGAGGCAGGAGACAUCGAUCUGAACACGUACUUGAAAGAUCAAUCGGUGUUUGAGAUCAAAGAGGGUCAUGUCGCUGCUCCGACUGGCCCUGGGCUGGGGAUAGAUAUCGAUGAGGACAUGAUCCGAAGGAUUGCUGCAGAGACCGAACCUUGGCAAUGCAAGGAGUUCUAUGGGCCAGAUGGGUCGAUCAGAGAGUGGUAG